AUCAAGAACUUAGUACUAGACACUACUCUUUCAAUACAAACACCACUUUUCCAUACUUAAAUUUAAUGCUACUUAUCUCACACGAUAUCUUGAAUGUUGUGUAGAAAGCAUGUCUCAUGUAAGACCUAGUUUCCUUCUCUUUCCUCAUUUAUUUACUUGUUACAUCAAUUUUCAUCGUUUUUAUUUAAUGCUAUGGACACCAUCCCCGUUAUUGGGUUGGGAAUGGCCAGUCGAAUUGCGAUGGAGUGCGCCCUCAGUUGGAUAUAAAAAUGAAUUAGUGGCCGAGAUCAGUAACAGCUAUUAAUGGUAGUUGCCAAUAAUGGAGGUUUAAUUUGGAAACAAAGGAAAGAACGGCCAUUCGCUCACCUCUCGAUCGAUCGACCUGCCAACAUCAACAUGCAAUCGGCCUCCUGUCCUGCUCCUGCUCUUGCUCUUGCCACCGGCCGUCCGGCUGAAAGGAAAACGAAGCAGCGAUUGAUAAGAGCAAGAACUACCACCUUGCAAUCGUCCGGCCUCCAUCAUCUCUUUAUCAAUUUGCUUCCGCACGACGUCGCGUACGUCUCGUCUCGAUCGAUCAACCUUAGUAGUAGGCAGACGGCAUACAUACAUCUUGCACACAUGGAGGCCUUGCCAGAUAUCUAUCCAUUGACAGGGUUGCAAAUCGGGGACAUGCAAUCUUACGUGUCACGGGCGUUCCUGUAUUUUGCACCUCUCAGCAAGAAGGUGUUCAUUCUGGUGGAUAACCAGCCAUGGCGGUCGAGCAAGCAAUCUCGAUCGGCAAGACUCUGGCAGUUCAUGGUGACCAAGUACAGGAUGUCUCCAUUCGCAAACUCGAGGGCGCUCCCUUGCUCCGGCCGGAACACCUCGAGCGCCACCGCCGCCGCCGCAGCAGCAGCCGACGGCGAGUGCAGCAUGGCGGCGCGGCGGUGGUUCGAGGUGGUGGACCUGAGGCUGGCGCUGCAUGGGUUCCUAGUGUUCGAGGUGUCGUGGAGAGACGUGCACGGCAUCAACUACCUGAACGAGCUGCUGACGGACACGUCGUUGGCGCUGGAGGCGAGGUACAUGAAGAAAUGGGAGUUCUACAGCGCGGAGCAGGCGGCCGGCUGCACCAAGCUCUGGUUCCUUGGCCGCGCCCCCGAGGCUGAGGCGCUGCGCGGCUACCUCACCACCCUCUACUCCCUGUCCCAAGACAACGUCGUUGAUAACGACGACAAGGACAACAAUAAUAUUAAUACUAGUACUAGUAAUAUGCGGCGGCUGAUUCAUCAACAGAUCCGACGUUCGUCGUCGUCGGAGUCGGACAAGAAGAAGGAGGACGCCGAUGAUGAGGAUGAUCAGGCGCCUUCUUCGUCUUCUUCCUACACCGACACGCUGAUCCUGCUCCGGUCCAGGGACAGCGCGCUGCCGAUGAAGCUGAGGCAGAUCAUCAUGUCGGACAUCCGGCUGCUGACGCUGCUGGAGUCUGGCCUGCCGUCGUGGGUCAUCUUCCUGCAGUCGUACCCGCUGCUGUGCCUGCUAUACAGGCCGUGGAUGAGGCCCCUGGCGCGGACGCUCUACCUGCUGGUCUCCCUGGCCACCGUCAUCAUCGGCUUCUACGACCUGUACAAGAACGUGCCGCUGCUCAAGGCCGCGGCGGCGCGCGUGUGUGGGCCGCUCUUCGGCUGGAUCGAGACGUGGGACAUGGUCACCCGGAUCCAGUACCUGGGCACCAUCCUCUUCCUCCGGAACCACCUGCGCAAGUGCCUGCAGGGGAUGGUGGCCCUGCUGCGCAUGGCCAGGGCGGUGCUCCGUCCGCUGUCGGCUCCGCUGUCGGCCAUCGCGGGGCCCCUCCUGGCCGCCUGCGGCGAGGUAUGCGAGCUGCUGGGCGACCUGGCGGAGGCGCUGUGGGCGCCCUUGGACGCCGUCCUGGACUGCCUCAACCCGCUGGUCCAGGCGCUGCUCCUUCCGCUGCGUUUCGCGGCCUCUCUUGCUUCCUGCGCGGGCUCGCUGCUCUCCAACACCUACAACUUCGGCAAGGACAUCUGGGAGACGGUGAGCAGCAUGUUCGAGCUCAACCACAUGGCCGAGGCGCAGCACAGCGCCUUCGACGUCUCCUUGCUCAAGUCUCUCUGGAACGAUCUCUUCUCCCAGAUCUUCCGGGCAAUCAGGAGCAUACUGAAUGGUAUACUGCUCUUCUUUGCAUCUUGCAACAGGCAUAGGCUCAGCAUCUACAACCAUGUGCAGGCAAGGCUGCGGCAUAUGCUCCACGUUUCUAGGUUGGCGCCCUAUUCAUGUCCAUGCAAGACCAAGCGCCGUCUGGAGGGACACGAUAAAGACGAGGACGAUGUUGUCGAAUGCGAUAUCUGCAAAUGAUCAAUCGAUUGUUGGAUGUCUACGUACAUGCAGCUAGGAUGACGCAUGCGCGCUCACGCAGGCCAGAAUUGAAGGAAAUCCCAUUUGUAUCAUUAGUUAGUCCUAUGCAAAAUUGUAUGAGAGGGAGAGCCGGAGAGGUAGAUAAUGUAGAUUCCUUUUGUCCUUAUGUGACGAUAAUUGUGCACACAUAUCCGUCAGUGGUUUGUUUCGUGAAGAGGUAUAUGGGUGUGUAAUUAAACUUGUCCAUCUUUUCCUGGACAUGCAAAUUAAUGUACAGAUGGGGAGUACCUCGUAACUGUUCAGUUU
Oryza sativa Japonica Group (Japanese rice) is the source of this 2658-nucleotide messenger RNA. RefSeq lists its product as uncharacterized. The record is from RefSeq and is a predicted model, not a curated record. Lineage: Eukaryota; Viridiplantae; Streptophyta; Magnoliopsida; Poales; Poaceae.